CAUGGAGGUGGUCUCUUCGGUGGCGGUUUUAAUGGUGGCGGAAUCCAUGGUGGAACUCAUGCUGGUAGUGGUAUCAUCGGCAGUGGAAUCUCCAAUGGCCCAAGCCAGUGCAGAUAUUGGUGCAAGACUCCGGAGGGUCAGGCCUACUGCUGCGAGACGGUGCAUGAACCAGAGACACCUGUUGGUACCAAGCCACUCACUUGCCCUCAAGUCCGUCCAACAUGCCCACGUUUCCAUGGGCCCCCCACUACCUGUUCCAACGACUACAAGUGUGCUGGCCUCGAUAAGUGUUGCUUCGACAGGUGUUUGGGAGAACACGUAUGCAAACCACCUUCAUUUUUCAACAAUCACCUCCCCUUUUAAAGGUGGUUAUCGCUAGUAAGGACUCCGGUUUUCCGGUUGAUAACGGAAGAUAGAAAAUCUGUGAUUUGUAGAUAUUUAUUCUUUGAUAAUAAAUCUUUAUAUAUUGAUA
Penaeus indicus is the source of this 472-nucleotide messenger RNA. RefSeq lists its product as uncharacterized. Gene Ontology annotation, cellular component: extracellular region. Gene Ontology annotation, molecular function: peptidase inhibitor activity. The record is from RefSeq and is a predicted model, not a curated record. The annotation marks the transcript as partial. The transcript has a single exon. NCBI's taxonomy places the organism in Eukaryota, Metazoa, Arthropoda, Malacostraca, Decapoda, Penaeidae.